Daphnia pulex (common water flea) is the source of this 3058-nucleotide messenger RNA. Its product is annotated as perilipin-4-like. The record is from RefSeq and is a predicted model, not a curated record. Lineage: Eukaryota; Metazoa; Arthropoda; Branchiopoda; Diplostraca; Daphniidae. The transcript has 6 exons. The coding region runs from base 111 to 2921 and encodes 936 amino acids.
ACGGUGGAUGGUUUAUUCUCGAGUCUUUCAGCGAUCUAUCGACAAGUGUAUAGACAAGCACGUCAAAGGAAAGCCAUCCAACUGAAGAACAGCACGCAAUCUCACGACCAAUGACGGACGUAGUGGAUCUCAUCGAUAUUUUGGUUCGAAACAAACGUCGACGUAGCGUCGAUGUUGCUCUUUUCCUUUGUUUCACUCUCCUGGCGGCCGCCGCGAUCGAACCGCCUCUUACCGCCGAAGAGAAAACAAAUCAACAAGAAAGAGAAAGAUCAUUCGCCACCGACGUUCACAGCCCAUCACCUCCAGCCGGUUCGGUUUUAGAAAAAGCUAAAGAUUCCGGAGCAGAUUUAUUGCAUCGAGUUGAAAGAGCUCUCAAGGAAACGGCGGAAACCCUCAAGGCCAGCAUGAGUGAUAACCUACCUUUUGAUCCUUCAGACAUCCGUCAAGAAGGAGCCCAAGAUGAGACGGCCGGAAGAGUCAAGCGAGCCGUUGGCGCGGAUGAAAACUUGGAACAAAAACCCGAGUCUUUGCUGCACCGAGCCAAGGAUUGGAUUUCUGGCACAACUCACGAAGGCGCAGAGAAAUUAGGACACGCUAAAGAUUCCACAGUCGAUGCCGCCCAACGGGCCAAAGAUGCCACUAUGGAUGCUGCCCAGCGCGCCAAAGAUGCCACGGUCGACACUGCUCAUCAGGCCCAAGAUACCGCAUCCCGUGGGGCCCAACGGGUUAAAGAAGGAUUCCAAGAUGCUGGUAGCCGGGCAAGUGAUACCGUUGGAUCAGCCUACGAUCGAGCCAAGAAUUUAGUCUCCCAAAACACCGACGAGGCUCAACAACAAGCCCAGCAAGCUAAAGAGAGAGCCGAAGAAGCUGCCCGUCAAGGUAAAGAAGAAGGUGGAUCUUUUUUCAAACGGGCCAAGGAAUGGAUAGCUGGAACUACGCACGAAGGCGAGGAGAAAUUGGAACAGGUUAAAGAAGAACCAUCGACUUAUUUCCAACAAGGAAAAGAUGCCACGAUGGAUGCAGCUCAGCGCGCUAAAGAUGCUACGAUGGACACCGCCCAUCAGGCUCAAGGUGCUGCAUCUCGAGCAGCCAGACAAGUCAAAGAAGGUUUCGAAGAUGCUGGAACUCGAGCCGGUGAAAAUAUCGGAUCGGCCUAUGAUCGAGCAAAGAACUUGGUCAGUCAGACCGGCGAUCAGGCGGAAGAACAAGCCCGACAGGCAAAAGCACAGGCUGAAGAAGCUGCUAAUCAAGGAAAAGAACACGCUGGAUCCAUUUUGCAACGGGCAAAAGAGUGGGUGUCGGGAACGGGCCAUCAAGCUCAAGAGACGGCCCAACAAGCAAAAGAUUCUGCCUCUGAAGGAGCCCAACAGACUAGAGAAGGAACCGAAGAUGCCGCCAGACGAGCUCAGCAAGAAUCCGAAUCGCUGAUUGAGAAAGCCAAGGAUUGGAUAUCCGGAACUGGUGAACAUGUUAAAGGCAAAGCCAAACAAGCUGGGGAUUCCAUUAGCGAUACGGCACACCAAGCAAAAGAUUCCGCUUCCGGGGCUGCCCAUCAGUUGAAAGAAGGAGCUGAAAAUGUUGGCGAAAGAGGAAACGAGGAAGCUGGAUCGCUGUUCCAUCGGGCCAAAGAAUGGAUUUCUGGAGCAGGUGAUCAGGCCAAAGAAAGUGCCCAUCAAGCAGGUGAUCAAGCCUCCCAAUCGGCCCAGGAAGCUAAAGACGCUGCUUCGCGAGCAGGUAGCCAAGUGAAAGAAGGAGCCCAGGAUGCUGGAAAUCAAGGCAAAGAGAAAGCUGAAACUGUUUUCGAACAAGUGAAAGACUGGGUUACCGGAACUGGAAGCGAAGCCAUGGAUAAAGCCCAGCAAUCUGGUGAAAUGGCCAAGGAAAAAGCUCGUAAUCUGAAAGAAGGAACUAAAGAUGCUGGAAACCGAGGUGUAGACGAAGCUGGAAAUCUGCUGGAGCGAGCCAAGGAUUGGGUGGCCGGAACUGGCGAACAAGCUAAAGAGAAAGCCCAGCAAGCUGGUGGAUCAAUCAGCGACAAAGCCCAUCAGGUGAAGGAAGGAACCCAAGAUACUGCGCACCAGGGCAAAGAACAUGCCGAGUCAUUGUUGCAUCGCGCUAAAGAAUGGAUCACCGGAACUGGCGAACAGGCUAAAGAAACGGCCCAGCAGGCCGGCGAUACGGUUGCAGACUCGACCCGAAGAGCCCGGGAUACCGCUGCUGAUACUGCUCAUCAAGCGAAAGACAAAAUCUCUGGCGCAGCGGAGCAAGGUAAAGAAAAGGCUGGAUCGGUUUACGAGCAAGCUAAAGACUGGGUUGCGGGCACACGGGACUCGGCAGAAGAAACGGCCCAGCAGGCCAGAGACAAAGCGUCUGGAGCUGCUGAACAAGGUAAAGAAAAGGCUGGAUCGGUGUUUGAGAAAGCCAAGGACUGGGUUACUGGCACACGGGACUCAGCAGAGGAAACGGCCCAACAGGUUAAAGACAAAGCAUCAGGAUUGUACGAUCAGGCUGGACAGACUAUCAAAGACAAGACGGGCCAAGUUCGUGACGACUCACGCGAAUCUAUGGAACAGGCGAAAGAUUCGGCUCCCGGAGUUGGUCACAAAAUCGAACAUGCCAUUCAUGGAUUGAUGGAAAAACUGCAUCUCGAACCACAUCAUCACGAUCAACCAUCUGUGGAGGUCAACGAGCGCCGACAGGAGAAAGCCGGAUCCCUUCUUCCGGGUGCAGAUGCUUCAAUGGAGCAAGAACUUGGAUCGAGUCAAUCAAUUGAGGAUGUCAAGUCUAGUGAUGAGAGACCUUCUACCUUUGCCAAGUUGAAGAAGCACGUCACUGGGCUCUUCAGCUCAAAUGAGGAGUUUGAGCCGAAUGAAGAUGCUUUGUCAGACACCACACUGUUGGAGGAUCGAGUGGCCAUAUAAGAUUUUGAGAUUUUAUCAUCGAUUAAUUAAUUAAGAAAGAAAACAAUUUUGAUUUCCUUUAGUUUAUAGUUCAUAUUUUUAAACGAGUCAUUGUGUUAACAAGGGAAAUGUGUGUAAUACACGAACUUGAAAAGAUA